UUUGAGGGUCAUGUCAUUGUCAACAAAUCGAAAAUUUUGUUGAAGUAGAGUGUAUAAACAUAAAAUAAUUCUUACUUAAUACUUACUAUAUUCUUAGCCUAUUUAGGCCAUAAUAUGUAUUCGCAAGUAUUGUAAUUAAUGUGUCGGUAAAUCAGAAAGAAUGCCUGCAGUUAUUUUAUUAGACGUUUCAUUGUCGAUGUCAAGACCAGUGGUAACAACUGAUACAACGGAAAGCCACACACGAUUUACAAUAGCUACAGCGGCUAUAAACACAUUUCUGGACUACCUAUGCGUCCAUGCAAAAUUGGAAUAUGUUGCAUUAGUUACUUUUUCUUCAUCAUACGAAGUUGCUGUUCCUUUCACUCGAGAAUUUGACAAUAUCCGUGUGAAGUUGCCACAAUUAGAAGAAGGAGACAAAACAUGUAUUGAGACAGCUCUGCAUGGAGUAAACCAACUGGUGUUAAAUGAAUGGGGCUAUCAAACUCCAGUUCAAAUUAUCCUGAUUACUGAUGGCAGUUGUGGUGUAGGUGCCAUCGGAAGGAACCGUAUCAUUCAAGCACUGCCACUACCACCUACUUUCCCAGCAAAACUACAUAUUAUACCAGUAGUGUCGCCGCAUGAAACCUGCUUGCUACAUGCUAUGCCAUUGUAUCAGAAGAUUGUGGACCUUGCUAGCAACACAACAAAUAAUUCAAAUGCCAGUCUAAUGAGAGGUGCUAUUUACUGUCCUGAUCAACUGACUGUACCUGGUGUAGUAGCGGCAAUGACCCGUCUCUGUGAGCAGCACUACCAGGAGUUUUGGUGUACGCUCAAGUGCGGGCAGCUCGAGUCCAGAGUGCAGAUAUUCCCCGCGCCGCAGCCCGCCUCGCACGACGGUGUGGUAGCGAGCCACACUCUGUCCAACCAGCUGCAUGUCAUUGGAUUCCUGCAACAGCAGGAUUUAGGCACGCCAAUAGCUAUAAGCAAGCACUUGGUGAUACCGCAAGCGCAGGCCUGCAGCAAUUCCGCUACACGUGAAAAUUACGACCCCAAGACUCCUACUAAGGAAGGAAGUAGCGCUGAAGGAACAUCAACAGAUGAAGAUAACAUAUCGGAUCCAAGCAAAGUGCCUAACUUCUGUGUUCUAUUACAUGGAGCACUAAAGGUGGAAGGCAUGGCGGCUAUAGUCCAGCUGGGCUCGGAGUGGUGGGGCACGGUAUCGGCGUGGUGCGAGGUGUCGCGCGCGCGCCGCUCGUGUUUGCUGCUUAGCGUGCUGCGCCCGGGGUCUUCGGCCGCGCCCUGGCUGGGGGCUCUGGACCAACUGGGCCCGGCUGACGAGAGCGGCACUACGACGGAGACGUUCCCCGUACGCUCGUGGCGCUCGUACAGCGGCGGCGGCUCGGGCUGCGCGUGGGCGCGCCCGCACGCGCUGCUCGCCGAUGUGCAGAAGGUGCUGCGCCACGCCAGGAAACUGCCCGACAAGACGCAACAUCUCUACAAGGAGUUGAACCGUCUACGACGUGCGGCCAUCUCGCUCGGUUUCUCGGAGCUGCUGACUUGCGUGGGCAGCGCUCUAGAGCGCGAGUGCACCGUGUUGCCGUCGUCCGCGCCGCCCGAGUGCGCGCUGCAGCUGGCGCACGCCGCCGCCGCGCUGCGCGACCCCCGGACGGCGCUCGACAUCAAACACACGCUGCAGCCGCUCGCCACCAACUUCACUGUCACUUCCAUGUCUCAUUAAAUGUUUAUUUAUAAUUUA
Bicyclus anynana (squinting bush brown) is the source of this 1735-nucleotide messenger RNA. It is a transcript of the gene IntS14, whose product is annotated as integrator complex subunit 14. The record is from RefSeq and is a predicted model, not a curated record. The coding region runs from base 161 to 1717 and encodes 518 amino acids. Gene Ontology annotation, biological process: snRNA 3'-end processing. NCBI's taxonomy places the organism in Eukaryota, Metazoa, Arthropoda, Insecta, Lepidoptera, Nymphalidae. The transcript has 10 exons. Gene Ontology annotation, cellular component: integrator complex.